AUGUACGGAAACUUUCAACGGAUUCCUUAUCCCACUCACAAGAGUCCCAUGGACGGCGACACAGCCCAUCGGGACCUUGACUGGGUAUACGCCUCUCAAACCGAUCGCAUCUACGUUUUACAGGUUGGCGAGUUUGGCGUUACGCGUCAGCAGAAGCUGCACCUCCUACAAAACGACUUUUGGCCCGCCCUAGCCCGCUGGGUCAUCUCGAGGCAGCUGGUUCUGCCUGGCGGCACCAUCCUUGGCGGCUGGUGGCGCGCCGACAUGCAGGGGAUGAUGGACUGGUAUCGCGAGUGCCUUCACAUGACGGCCCGCUGGGAAGACGCCAUCAUCGCGCACACAGACGGCAUCUGGAGGACGGCGCUGGAGACUUCGCCGUGGCGGGACUGGCCCGAGUUCUUCCUCCUCCUCAACGAGCCCGUGGUCGACGCCAACGGCCAGCCUACCAGGGAUGCUCAGGGUCGCAUUGUCUACAAGGACCGGGACCCGACCACCGAUGGCAUGGAGGAUGCGUUCCUGGACGUGUGGGAGGCCGUUGCGAAUUCCCGACCGCUGGCGGAUUUCGUGGACAGGCGCACGGCCAAGGACGGCGAUUUGCUUGCUUCGCGAACACGCACAACGACGGACUUGUGUGUAUGA
Trichoderma aggressivum f. europaeum is the source of this 639-nucleotide messenger RNA. RefSeq lists its product as uncharacterized. The record is from RefSeq and is a predicted model, not a curated record. The transcript has a single exon. The coding region runs from base 1 to 639 and encodes 212 amino acids. NCBI's taxonomy places the organism in Eukaryota, Fungi, Ascomycota, Sordariomycetes, Hypocreales, Hypocreaceae.